UAAUCCACCUGCCCAUCUGUAUUGUCAUCUUGUUGAACAAGUAGUUUUCUUGGCAUUACAAUUUUCCACUUAAAAUUUUACUUGGUUUUAUUUGUGCUGCAUUCAUGGUGAGUUUAUCUCUGCAAAUGGGAUUGAGAUAUCUGUAAGCUUGCAUGAUUUUUAUCUUGAAAGCUUAUGAAUUACAGAAUAAUGUAAUACCACCUGGAUCUUUAUCUGCCAUGGAGAAUAAAGAUGUGGGUGAGAUUUUAGUGCCAUGCACAACAUGUACCAAGAAUUGCUUUAAAAUCCAUGGCAAGACUGAAGAGAAAGAGAGCUUUGAUGGGCGUUCCUACUUCUUCAAAGUCAUGUUAGGAGAUUUUGCACAGAAACUGCGUGUUCCUCCUGCAUUUGUUCCAAAAUUGCUAAAUGAGGUUGGCAUUGGUAGAAAUGUGCUUAUGCAAGGCCCAAGCGGUCAAAAGUGGGAUGUAAAAUUAUGCUAUAUAAGUACCGAAAUGUAUUUUGCACAUGGUUGGGAGAAGUUUGUGCAUCAUAACAAGAUACAAUUUGGAGAUUUUCUAGUAAUUAAGUAUGUUUGUAAAUCCUAUUUCAAAGUCAGGAUCUUUGGAAGAAGUGGGUGUCAGAAAAUCGAUACUGAUUUUGGCCCCGACACCCAUCACGAAUGCAAUCAACCCAUGGACAGUAAGUUGUCACUUGAUUUGGUUCCUGCUUCUCAAGGGAAAGCAUUGGCUAAAAGAAUUCGUGGCCAUCCUCCAAAGGAAAACCAAACGGAGACUGUAAAAAGGAGGUAUCGAAAAAAUUAUUACGUUUCUAACCGGCGUCCAGUUACGGAAGAAGAAAGAUCCAAGGCUCUCCAGGCUGCUCAAUCUUUCAGAUCAAAUAAACCCUUUUGCUUAAUAAUUUUGAAGCCAUCUUACGUAUACAAUGCAAUUUGGCUUAGAUUUCCAAAUGCAUGUAGAGAUCGUCUCGAAUUACCCAGAGAAAAAAUUAAAGUGGUCCUUGUGGAUCCAAACAACAAAGAAUGGGAUGUACAAUACCUGGGAAAUGUCAAUCAACCUGGCCUGUGUGGAGGGUGGAAAUAUUUUUCUUUUGAUAAUAACCUCGAGGAAGGAGACGUUUGCAUCUUUGAGCAGGAGGACAAAUUGAAGUUUAGAGUACACAUUUUUAGGGUUGCUGAAAUAUGUACUCCUUAUAAAUGGAUUAAAGGCAGGCAAAUGAAUGAUAGCGUUCCGUUGCUUACAAAUUACUCUAAUGAGAAAAUUAAAGACGAGGAUCUUGCCAUCAAUUUGUCAGCCAAAAUGUUUAGACGCAGACUAGGAUUAGAUGCAAAAGAAGUCAAUACAGUCUUGAGGGAAGAUCUUGCAGAAAAUUUUUCAGCUAAAGCAUUUGAACCUGAACAAGGAAUAGAUAUAAAAGAAAUCAAGACUGUUUCAAGGGAAGAUCUUACUGCAAAUUUAUCAGCCAGAUCAUUCGGACUUGAACAAGGAAGGCAUGCAAAAGAAGUCAAUACAGUCUCAAGGGAAGAUCUUUCUGCAAAUUUUACUGCAAACUUAUCAGCCAGAGCAUUUGGACCUGAACAAGGAAGAGAUGCGAAAGAAGUCAAUACAGUCUCAUGGGAAGAUCUUUCUGCAAAUUUUACUGCAAACUUAUCAGCCAGAGCAUUUGGACCUGAACAAGAAGGGGAUGCAAAAGAAGUCAAUACAGUCUCAAGGGAAGAUCUUUCUGCAAAAUUUUCAGCCAGAGCUUUUGGACCUGAACAAGGCAAAGAUGCAAAAGUAAAUACAGUCUCAAGGGAAUAUCUUUCCGCAAAUUUUUCAGCCAGAGCAUAUGGACCUGAACAGAGAAAAGAUGAGAAACAGGUCAAUUCAGUCUCAAGGAAAGAUCUUGCUAUCAACAUGAUGGCUAGAGCAUAUGGACCUGAACAGAGAAAAGAUGAGAAACAGGUCAAUUCAGUCUCAAGGAAAGAUCUUGCUAUCAACAUGAUGGCUAGAGUGUUUGGACCUGAACAAGAAAUGAAACAAAUCCAAGAUGCCAAACAAGUAAACGGAGUCUCAAGGGAAGAUAUAGCUACAAAUUUGUUAGUUAAAGCAUUUGGACCUGAACAGAACAAAAAUGCAGAACAAGUCAAUUCAGUCUCAAGGGAAGGUCUUUCCGUCAACAUGUUGGCUAACGCACUUGGAGCUGAACAAGGAUUAAAAGAAGUGCAACAUAUGAAACAAGUCAAUACAGUCUCAAGGGAAGAUCUUGCCAGAGAUUUUUCAGCCAAAUCAUUUGGACCUGAACAGAGAAAGGAUGCAAAACAACUCAAUUCAGUCUCAAGGGAAGAUCUUGCCAUCAAAAUGUUGAGUCAAGAAUUUGGAUCUGAGCAACAAAUAAAGCAAGUGCAAGAUGACAAACAAGUUUAUACAUUCUCAAGGGAAGAUCUUUCGACAAAUUUGUCAGCCAAAGUAUUUAUACCUGAACAAAGAAAAGAUGCAAAACAUGUCAAUUCAGUCCUAAGAGAAGAUCCUGCUUUCAAUAUGUUGGCUAGAGUUUUUAAACCUGAACAAAAAAUAAAACAAGAGAAGAAAAAUAACAUGAAAACCGGAAGAAAUAGAAGGGCUAAAUGUACACUUGGCAUUAGAGAAAGGAAAGAAGGUUGCAGGCGUAGCCUAAGAUUAGUCGAAAGGAAUAAUUUGAUAGAGCAUCCAAAGAAAGAACAGUUGUGCCCUGCAUCAUCUGUAGAUGGAAAAAAAUCAAUUGUAAAGGACACAAUGCUGCUGUCAAAAAAGACCAGUUCUCUAGAUCCUGUGAAGGGCUAUGGUGAAGAAGACCUGAUGAUUAUUUGGGACAGCAAUGCUGCAACUCAUGGAAUGCCUAGUAAUGAGAACUUAAUUCUAUCAGGAGUCCAUCCAUGAAACACCUUGGAUGACAGAGUCAAUAGUUACAGUAUUGAAGUUCAAAGGCCUCCAGUUUGCUGGCGGUACUAUGACCAGAAGCAGCCAAUGGUGAGGCAAAUUGGGAAAUCAGUUCAGGAAUAAGUGAUAAGAAUGGGAGAUAAUACAGUUCUUCACAGGAGCCUGUUAAUAAAGGAUCAUUUUGCAAUAGAUUCAAUAUUUCAUGGACUGAAUCAAGAAACCGUGAAGGUAAGGCCAGUGGCAUUGCUACAAUAAGCAACCACUUCUUUAACAGAUACAAAGGCAAAAUCAAGCAUGGCAUCAAUUCGCAAGGGAAUGUUGACCAUGGUUUACAUGAGGUUUCAUGAAAGAAUAAGUAAAUACAGGCACUGGUAUAUAUUGCACUGGUAAUACUUCCAGAACAAUAUCUAAGGUAGAAACUCAAGAUAUAAUUUCAUUAGAUUGAUAUAACGCAUAGGGUAAAAACUUCCUUAUAAUUUAGAAAGUGAGUUAAGAAAGACAAAAAGCUUUUUUGGCAUUGUAAUGACUCCGGUGCAUCUCUAGUUUAUAGAAUUUGUGAAGCAAAAUUGGUGACUGUUUCAGGUGAGAGCUAAAAAGUUUUUAUAAUGUGAUACUGUACCCUAAAGCAGUUAUACUAGUUAAUCACACUGGCAUGUUAAGUUGCUAGCUAGUCACAGAAUCUAAA
Cryptomeria japonica (Japanese cedar) is the source of this 3579-nucleotide messenger RNA. RefSeq lists its product as uncharacterized. Bases 153 to 2894 code for a protein of 913 amino acids. The record is from RefSeq and is a predicted model, not a curated record. The transcript has 5 exons. Gene Ontology annotation, molecular function: DNA binding. NCBI's taxonomy places the organism in Eukaryota, Viridiplantae, Streptophyta, Pinopsida, Cupressales, Cupressaceae.